This is a messenger RNA of Dalotia coriaria, 695 nucleotides long. RefSeq lists its product as uncharacterized. The record is from RefSeq and is a predicted model, not a curated record. The transcript has 3 exons. Bases 373 to 591 code for a protein of 72 amino acids. NCBI's taxonomy places the organism in Eukaryota, Metazoa, Arthropoda, Insecta, Coleoptera, Staphylinidae.
UUCACCUUCGCGCUCCUGCAGCUCUUCGUGUUACCUGCGCGACUCACCAACCAGUAUAAACCUGCACGCGCGUUCGCACGCAUUUCCGAAAUCCACAAAUCGCAAUCGUUUAGAAAUUAUUUAUCAUUGCACGCAAGCAGAAGAGCUCAACCAGUACUGAACAAAUGUAAUAACUUAAUAACAACUACCUGAAUUGUUAUUGUAUUACAUUAUUCAUAGAUUGUGUUGUUCUUGAAACAGUUGAAAGCGCUCGAAUCAAGUUGCCGUAAAGAACAGUUAGUUUUUUUACUCUGAAGAGAAGUAAAGUGAAGCGUCGCGCGUUUAAAGUGUUACAAGUUACAAAGUGAUAUAAAACUAUUGGAUUUUUUCAAAAUGGCUAAACUGCAGUUUGUUUUGCUUCUUGUAAUUAGUUGUUUAUGGAUGGUAACAGCAACAUUACAACCACGAGCACCAAAUUUUCAAUAUUUUGAAAGACCGAAAUAUCGUUAUCCAUACUAUGAUGAAAAUGGCGUCGGACGUCUGCUGUAUGGUUAUGGCGAUGAUAAACUAUACCAAUACAAAUCAUUCUCCCCAUUGGAAGGAAUUCAUUGAUAAAACCAGUAAAAUUAACAAUAAAUAUUAAUAUAAAGUCUGAUAAAAAUGUAUAACUAGGGUAUUUGUUACACUUCUUUUUAAAUAAACAAUCAUGUGUUUCA